GAAAUACCAACACAUCACCAGCUCAGAGCAGAAGUGCACUGAGGAGCCUCAGAGCGGAGCAGCACUCAUCCACAUCUGCAUCAGGACUCUGAACAUCUGUUCACGAUGAGCAGAAAGCCAGCGGAUGAAGCAGACGCAGUCAUUGAGGACCAUGGUUACGUGAAUGCAGCAGGACGUCCUGAGGACAACGCCCCCCCAGACCAGAAGCUCCUGUUCUCCUCUCCGUCUCUGCCCCCGGUAGCCGUGUGUUGGCUCAUCCUGCUGCUCAUCAUGGGCCUUCGUAUCUACUUUGCUACAAUAAAUGCUGAAAUAACGAACCAGUUAAAAGAAAACCAAACGACUCUGCUGGCGACCAUUGAAAACCUGACAAAACUCAGUGAUCAGCUGAAGUUAGAGAAGGACGACUUGACAAAGGAACAAAAGAGUCUGAAGCUGCAGCUGGAAAACAUGAUGCAAAACUAUGAUGUCUCAGAAGGUAAGAACACGGAGCAGAAGAAAGAGAACCAGCAGCAGAUGGAGAACUUCGCUAAACAAAUCAAAGACCUGGAGGACAACUGGAAGAAGUUCAAUGUCAGCAGAGCUCAGUGGGCCAUCGACUCGUACUGCCCCAAAGAUCAAGCUCCAAGUAAAGGGAGAAGGUGUUCACCUUGUCAGGCAGGCUGGGAGAAGAACCAGAUGAGCUGCUAUGUGUUUCAUAACAGUGAAGCUCCCCCACAUCUUAAAACCUGGGAAGAAGCUCGAGAGAACUGCAGAGGAAGAGGUGCAGAUCUGGUUGUUGUUCAUAAUGAGGAUGAAAAGCAAAAUCUCAAUGAUUACAUCACUGAAUUACUUGUACCUAACGGGUACUGGAUCGGCCUGAAGGUUGAAGGAGGGAAGUGGAAGUGGAUCGAUGGAACUGAUCUCACUGACACCUCCUGGAUAGGAUCUCCUGAUGAAGGUCACUGUGCCGUUUCUCUCAUGAACAGAACAUGGGCAUCAGUGAGGUGUGAUCAGAAGAGAACAAGGAUCUGCUCACAGAAAGCUUUGUCUCUUUAAACGUGUCAUAUUUCGUCCUCCAGAAGGUUCCUGGAGGCUCCUACAUGUAACAUCAAGUGGCUCAUCAAUAUAAAACAUGUAGAAUUCUACUUUACAAUUAUGAUUUCAUUCAAGGUUUUAAUUCCUACAGAAAAUAGCUUUUAUUGUCUAAAGUGUUCUUCAAAGCAGAAUCUCACCUUUCAGGUGUAUUAUUGGAUGGAAUAGAUCCUCUGAGUGUGAAUACAGACAUCACCACUAAACUGUGGAUCAUUCAUAAGUUGCUGUGUGUUUUCCUUGUGAUGUGUUAGAGAUGAAACGCUUAUGAUUCACACAUCAGCAGAUUGAUGAUCAGUUUCCUGUCUUCUGCCUGAUGGAUUUCAUGUUGUUGCUACCAUUGAGCAGCAGGGGGCGCUGCCUCGCUGCUUCUCUGCAGGAUGCUGCUCAGUUUGCAUUAAUACUCAUCAUCAUGUUGAACUUGCACAGCUGAUGUGUCUCAGUUCAUCUCAUGUUUGAGUCUGUUGUUGCUUGUGAAUAAAUCUGCAGCCACACGUUGUUGUUCCUUGAAUCCUU
Molecule: messenger RNA, 1584 nt
Organism: Pungitius pungitius (ninespine stickleback)
Lineage: Eukaryota; Metazoa; Chordata; Actinopteri; Perciformes; Gasterosteidae
Product: C-type lectin domain family 10 member A-like
Exons: 7
Coding region: 106-1035 (309 amino acids)
Source: RefSeq, a predicted model, not a curated record